Cyprinus carpio (common carp) is the source of this 1224-nucleotide messenger RNA. Its product is annotated as endonuclease domain-containing 1 protein-like. The transcript has 3 exons. Lineage: Eukaryota; Metazoa; Chordata; Actinopteri; Cypriniformes; Cyprinidae. Gene Ontology annotation, molecular function: hydrolase activity; metal ion binding; nucleic acid binding. Bases 141 to 1004 code for a protein of 287 amino acids. The record is from RefSeq and is a predicted model, not a curated record.
AUGUAGGCGUUGACUCUGUUGUUGCACUAUUUAAAUGAGAGCAGGGAGUUCAUUUAGAGACGCUUGAGUUUGACUUGUGAGAGCUUUCUGCAACCACAUCAGCUUUUUUUGGUUUGCGAGUCAGAUCAGCAUAGGUGAAGAUGCGUUUUCUUGCUGUGUCUAUGCUGCUGGUGUUUGGUUUUUCUUUCAUCAAGACUGAAGUUGUAAAUUCAUUCAGCACAUGCAGCGAUUUCUUUUUAAAUGGCCAGCCUCCAGUUAUUCCUGGCAUUCUGGAAAAUUCAGUCUCACAGGAUAACAAUCGCUACAAACUAAUCUGUCAAAAAUAUCAAAACGCUUACAAAUUUGCAACUCUCUACGACACACAAAAAAAAAUCCCCGUUUUCUCAGCUUACAGAUAUACUGGGAGUUAUGAAGGGGAACCACGUAUUCCAUGGAUGAUUGAGCCACAGCUUGAAGACUAUGAUGCUGCAAUGCGUGAACCAUGUGUCAAUCAGGCCUUCCCAGGAGACUACUGGGCACAGAACCCAUCGACUCGCACUCUGGUGAAUCACGGUCACUUUUUUCCCAGUGGUCAUGCAACUGAUAGUAUCACUGCUGAAUCUACAUUUACGCUGACCAAUACUGCGCCACAGUAUGACAGCUUUAAUAAUGGUAGCUGGAAUCCAAUGGAGCAAACAGUUAAAAAUACCAUGAAUUCUGACUGCCGUGACAAUUCUGAUAAUAUCUUGGCAUAUGUGCUGACAGGAGCUGUGCCAAGCAAAGCCAACCUCUUGAACAAAAGAGUCAACAUUCCCUCAUCAAUGUGGACAGUGUUCUGCUGCUAUAACUCCAAAACCAGCACAUGGGUGUCCCAGGCUCACUGGGCUGAUAACAAAGAUAAAAAAGAAAAAACAAUCAAUGCAAAAUCCCUGGAGAAAUUACAGAAGUUUAUGAAGGAAAAAUAUAAUUCAACAUCCACACUGUUUCAUGGUGUUGACUGUUCAAAUUUUGUAAAAAGUGAAUAAAGCAGAAUGAUGAAAGUUCUUAAUUAAAUUUCCAGUAUCAGCUUGGAGCUGAUUAUCUAGCUAAAUGAUCCCUGGAGUCAUGCACAUUUAAGCUUAAACGCUUGCUAAAAUUUGAAGUUGGUAUGAUAUAAUAACAGUAACAGAAUUCUGCUAGUCACCCUGACCCUGUUAUUUCUUUGACCAUUAUGUAAUGCAAAACAAAUAAAUGCUUUUAAAUCAU